This is a messenger RNA of Arctia plantaginis, 1116 nucleotides long. Lineage: Eukaryota; Metazoa; Arthropoda; Insecta; Lepidoptera; Erebidae. The record is from the annotation of a GenBank genome assembly.
AUGGAUGGGGAUGAAGAACCCGAGGAGAAACCAAAAGCUCAAGUAGUCGUGGAAGCGCCAAUAAAAUUAAAGAAACCGAUAGAGGUGAAGUUCCCCAAGCGAGUACCAUCAGUAGUGAUACCGAAAAGAGUCCCAGUUUACAUAACACCGGACAAGACGACCUGCGUGGAGUGUCCAUGUUUUCCCAAAGAAUCACCUUACAUGAAACCACCGAAAAUUAGAGAAUGCCAGCUAAGCCCACUGACUCUUUAUGAAUAUGCCGCUUUGGUGGUUGACUCACUACCCCUGCCAGAAGCUUUCAAAUGGUCAGAGGCAGACGUAGCGAAGUGGAUGGAAGAAGUUGUUGGAUUGCCACAGUACACGGACUGCAUAUUUAACAAUCGUAUAAAUGGAAGGAGACUCCUGUUGCUGGAAGAUAUGAAAUUACUGAGUAUGGAUGUACAGAUUUUUGAACAUAUGAAGAUAAUAGUUACAGCAAUACACAAGUUAUAUUCGACAGAGUUCGUCAAGUUCUGUCGAAGCAUAGGCCUGCCUCCAAGGAAACCUUUAACUCAUUGUACGUGGUUCAAGUCCAGAACUGGACCGUCUUGGGGUAUCAGAAAAAAUUGGACCAGAUGUGACAUUUUGCGUUGGAUGAAGAUCUUGGAUCCAGAGCCAGUGAGAAGAGAUCACUGGGAGCUAGUUUGGUAUCAAAAACCAGAUUUCCCAAAAACAAUGUUCGCCAGGAUACCGCCAGCGGCGCCACGAGAAAAAAUACCACAUUACACAAGUCCCCCACCAAGUCCACCCUGUCCUGAGUAUAAGAUUCCCAGGAAAUAUAUAAUAGAUCCCUUAUCGGGAGAAAGACAAUAUAUUUGGGCUGAACCUAUUGUUACUAUUACAUCCAAAAAACGUCAAGCACAAGACGAUAUAGAAUUAUUCAAAAGAGAAUUGGGUCUAGAAGAACAUCAAACGCCAACGAAAAGAGUGCCGACUCCGGAAAAAAGUAAGAAGAAGGUCUGGACGGCGAAAGACUCCAGAUUAGUGCCAAAAAAGAUUUGUCUAGAGGGACUUACCGGUAAAGACUUAAUCCUCACUAGGCGACUCAUGCCGAAACCAAAGUUUAUGAAAGGAUGA